AUGACGGAACCACCAACUAAGAAGGCGAAGUUGGAGCUAUCGGAUGUUUCGGAGCCUUUAACACAACGUGAUGUUAUCUUGUUUCAAAAGGAAGCUUUAUUCAGAUGCAUGAAUAGGUAUCGAUCGGAGGCAAAUAUAUCACAAAAGCAGGUAAAAGAACUGAAAGAAUCCCAAAAUAGAUUUUUGGAUGAUUUGGCAGCAGUCUGUGGUGUUAUAAGGUCUAUUGCCCGUGUUUUGGUGGAGGGUGGCGACGAGGAGACGCAGAAGGUAUGCAAACGGCUUGAAAAUUGCGGAACAGAGGAAGUUGUACAAGAAGCAUCAGAGUUUGCAAAGUAUGUAGUAAAUUCCCUUACGAAAGAGGAUAAGCUUUGCUCAGUUGACUGGGAUCGCUGGCAAAGCUUGGAGGUGGUGAAUGGGAAGCUGGAUUCUGAGAACAAACAGUUAAGAGAAGAGCUUGAGUCAAUGAAAACAUUUUAUAAACAGCAACUACAUCGUUAUGACCGCGAAGAGAGUGUCAGUUUGAAGCGCGUUUUGAAGAUUGCGGAAGGGCCCGAGGGGGAAAAAGGUCCUACAGCCAAGUCGCCAGAUGCAGCAGCAGGGUCGCCCUCAGGUAGGCAGGGAACAGCAGAGAAUGGGGGUGCUUCAAAGGGAUCAGAUGACCUUGCCGUACAAGUCGAGCAGGAAAUGCACAUUGCAGAUUUGAAAACGAAUAUAGGAGUGCUGGAGAAUACCGUGAAGCAGCUAACUGAUUGGAAGACAGCUAAAGAGGAGGAAAUUGUGAAACUUCGCCAGGCUGUAACCACCGGAUCAUCACAGCUUCCAGAUGGUCAAAACGCGCAUAGCUCGAGUAACAGCACGUUAGCAUCUGCAACAGAUGUCAGCACUCUGGCGACAAAAGUUGAUGAAUUAAAUGAGGAAAAGCGGGAGCUGAUGCAGAUAAACGAUGCCUACAUGAAAAAGUUUCAGCAGUUAUCUGCAGAACAGGAAGUGUUUACAAAUCGCCUGUCUUCUGAAUUCCAAACUGCACAAGAAACAUUAAAGAAACAUAAUUCCAACUUGGAAAAGGACCUGGUAAGGAUAAGAACAGCAAGAGAUGAGUUAUUGAGCAAGAUUGCUUUGCUUGAAGCGAAAAAGGCUAAAUCUGAGAUGUUAUCAGACCUCGAGAAGGCCCUGGAAAUACAACAGGAGCAAUUGCGUGCGUUGGGUAACAGGGAACCGGAACCAUCUCAGGAUGCUCUAAUGAAAGAACUCCAAGAUUUGGAGAAGGCAUUUAAAGAGUUAUCGAAUUUCUCGAACAAAAAGUAUUCUGAAUACAUAAACCAGGAGUCCAUAAUAUCAAAGUUGACGGUGGAGAAGACAAAAGCUGACCAGAAAUACUUUGCGGCUAUGCGUUCCAAAGAUUCCAUCUUGAUCGAGAAUAAAAACCUGACGAAAAACUUAACCAAAUCUAACGAGCUUAUCCAGCAAUUAAAGGAUAUUGAAAAAACAUUGCAAUCGAAGAUCGAAAACCUACACAAACAACUACAGCUGUCUCAAACGAAUGAGAAGAGACUAAUAGAUUCUAAUAAAGUUACUUCAUUGAAGAUAAUGGAUUUGACUUCUCAACUUACAAAAUCGAAGAAAUCCUCCAACUCACUUCAACAAGAGCUUAACAAACUUGUGGAAGAGAAAUCAAAGAUUGAACUAAAAGCUCAGGAUCUUGAAAUGAAAAUCAGUAACUUGCAGAUUAAAUUAACGUCGCAAGAAAAUAAAUUAAAGAAGCUUCACAAGAUUUUGGUUUCAAAUGGUGGUGAUUAUGGCGCACUGGCGGAUGAAUUAGAGAACUUCCGUACGGUAGUGUACUGUUCUCUGUGUUCAAAAAAUUGGAAGGAUACUGCUAUCAAGACGUGUGGGCAUGUGUUCUGUGCAAGUUGCUGUAAGGAGAGACUAGCAGCGAGAAUGAGGAAAUGCCCUACCUGUAAUAAAGCCUUUUCAUCGAACGAUCUACUUGUUGUUCACCUGUAA
This is a messenger RNA of Eremothecium sinecaudum, 2004 nucleotides long. It is a transcript of the gene BRE1, whose product is annotated as E3 ubiquitin-protein ligase BRE1. Bases 1 to 2004 code for a protein of 667 amino acids. The transcript has a single exon. The record is from RefSeq and is a predicted model, not a curated record. Gene Ontology annotation, molecular function: metal ion binding; ubiquitin protein ligase activity. Gene Ontology annotation, cellular component: HULC complex; nucleus. NCBI's taxonomy places the organism in Eukaryota, Fungi, Ascomycota, Saccharomycetes, Saccharomycetales, Saccharomycetaceae.